Molecule: messenger RNA, 286 nt
Organism: Etheostoma cragini (Arkansas darter)
Lineage: Eukaryota; Metazoa; Chordata; Actinopteri; Perciformes; Percidae
Gene: uxt
Product: ubiquitously-expressed, prefoldin-like chaperone
Exons: 3
Coding region: 1-267 (88 amino acids)
Biological process (GO): negative regulation of transcription by RNA polymerase II
Molecular function (GO): transcription corepressor activity
Source: RefSeq, a predicted model, not a curated record
AUGUCUCACUCUCUUCUCUUCUUUCCCGUCAGCGAGGACUUGUCCCGGAUCUUCGUUGCCGUUGGUUACGGCUUCUUCGUGGAGAUGAAGCACGACGAGGCGCUGCGGUUCAUCGACAAGAAGACGAGUCAGCUCACAGCCUUCACGGAGACGCUCACCAAAGACUCGGCCAAGAUCAAAGCAAACAUCCGCAUGGUGCUGGAGGGUCUGAGGGAGCUGCAGGGACUGACCGACCUGCCGGAGAGUAGAAGAAGAGACGUUUUUUAGACGCCCGGAGGACGUCACA